CCCGCCUGCCUGCCCCCCUUCAAGGAGGGCACAGCUGCCUCCCGCUAGGUCCCCAGCCAGGUCUGCUGGAUCAGCCCUCGGCCUGCUGUGGCGCUGCCCGGGGCCUGCGGGUGCAGCCAGGCCUAGCCAGGGCUCUCCUGCAGAUGGACGUGGCGGUCCUGCUCUCCUACCUGCUGGGCCUGCUGCUGCUGCCCCUCCUGGUUGUGCUGCUGAUGGCGCUGUGUGCCCGCUGCCGCGACCUGCCAGGCUCAUACGACAGUGCUUCCUCAGAAAGUUCGUGUCCACGGAGCAUGCAGAUCAAACCAUCCUACACUCUGGCCCCCUGGCCCCCCGCCCCCUACCCGCCUGUUACCUCCUGUCCACCCCUGAUGCAGCCAGAUCUGCUCUCCAUCCCGAGAUCCCCGCAGCCCCCCGGGGGCUCCCACCGGAUGCCCUCUUCCCGGCAGGAUUCCGAUGGCGCCAACAGUGUGGCGAGCUACGAGAACGAGGGUGCGUCUGGGAUCCUGGGUGCCCCGGCAGGACGGGGAGGCUGGUGCCGGUCCCAGGCCACGCUGACCCCGGUGUUCCCUGCAGAGCCAGCCUGCGAGGAUGCGAAUGAAGACGAUGACGACGAGGACUAUCACAACGAAGGAUACCUGGUGGUACUUCCCGACAGCACUCCAGCCACUAGUGCCACCGCCGCAUCAGCUCCCGGGCCCAGCAAUCCCGGCCUCCGACACAGCGCCUUCUCCAUGGAAUCAGGCGAAGACUACGUGAACGUUCCCGAGAGCGAGGAGAGCGCAGAAGCGUCUCUGGAUGGGAGCCGGGAGUACGUGAAUGUGUCCGAGGAGCUGCAGCCUGCGGUCAGGACUGAGCCUGCCACCCCAAGUUCCCAGGACGUGGAAGACAGGGAGGAGGAAGAAGAGGGAGCUCCAGAUUAUGAGAAUCUGCAAGAGCUUAACUGAGGGCCUGCAUGAGGUGAGGCCCUGUCUGUCCUGGAACCAGCCUUGCCUGGAAGUGGCUCUGGGGGCCCCACUUGGCACCCGCCCUGCUUCCAGCCUGACAACAACCCAAGGAUUCCCCCCUAAUUUAUUGUCACUUUGGGGUCCGGUCUGUGUCCCCCCAACACUGCACCUUCUGAUGCAGCCUGAGAACAAACUGCCUCAUUCUACUAGAAUAAAGGCCCGUGUGGUCAGCGUGCUCUCAGCCUUGAGAGACCCAGUGGUCAGCGUCAGGGUGAGGUGGGACUGGGCCAGAGGGCCUGUGUGUGCCUGUGUUGAGUGUGUGUGUGUGAGCAGAGAACAUCUGGAUAUACCUGUGUGUGAGUCUGCACAGAGAACAUCUGGAUAUCUGUGUGUGUGUGGUGUGUCCGUCCUCUGCAGGGGCUCUGGCCCCCAAGGCCCCUGGCCAGGUGCUGUGAUGGGUAGGACACUCACCUGCUGGUGAGGCCUCUGACCCGGCUGGCACUCUGGGGGCUCACAGGCAUCUUCCCGUGAGAGGGGGGAGCCCUGGGCAGAGUGCGGGCACUACAGUAAGACCCUUCCCCACUGCCCUGGGGUUUCUCCAUCCUGAAAUCAAAGGGCCGGCCCUGAUGACCUGGAAGGACUCUCCUUACCUUUUGUGGUUCUCAAUAAACUAAAAAGUUGUGAGCGAGUGUACGGUGCAGCGCUUUCAAACUUCCGCGUGGGACAGUUCACUUCAGGCCUUGCCUCGGAGUGGUUCUGACUCGGUAGGUCUCGGGGGGGCCUGAGACUUGGCAUUUCUGAGGCACCACCGUGAUCCUGGCCCUCCUGUCCCAGAAACCCCACCCGUAGCCAGAGAGGGUGGGUACCUACUGCUCUCCCUGGCCGGGGAUUGCGCUGUCUUCCUCAGAACCCACUCCUCUCCUCGUCUCGGUCCAUAUGGUUCUCCACUCUGGAGGCAAUCGGCCUCCAGUCCUGAACCAUGGCCCCCUUUGCCCAGCUGCCACGAUGGGCUCAGGGGUGGGCACGUGACCCAAGCUGGGCCAUUCAGGAGCAGCCCUGGAUUUGGGCAGAGGUGUUGGGGAGGCGAGGCUUUGUUCACAGCAGUUCACCUGGAAGGACGUGGCCCUGGAGCCACCACUUCCAGAGCCUGCCUAGGAUGGAGCCCACAUGGAGAAGAGAGUGGCCCAGAGACUGAUGGGCCAGCUCGCCGAUGGUGUCAUUAGAACUCCCGGAUCCGUGGCACCUGAAGUGAGACUCCAGUUCCCCAGUUACAUGUACCAAUAAAUUCACUGUUUCUCCAA
Molecule: messenger RNA, 2245 nt
Organism: Tupaia belangeri chinensis (Chinese tree shrew)
Lineage: Eukaryota; Metazoa; Chordata; Mammalia; Scandentia; Tupaiidae
Gene: LAT
Product: linker for activation of T cells
Exons: 11
Coding region: 144-944 (266 amino acids)
Biological process (GO): immune response; regulation of T cell activation; intracellular signal transduction
Cellular component (GO): immunological synapse; membrane
Molecular function (GO): protein kinase binding
Source: RefSeq, a predicted model, not a curated record